UGCGGUGGGAGAAGUGAUCAGAGGGUUGUGGAGGUCCUGACAGCCUGAAAACGUGGAGGGUGGGGACGUUUGCCUUUCCUGCUCAGGUUUAAAUCAUCAUGGCCAAUGAACCUGUCAUCCUUAACGUCUAUGACAUGUACUGGAUCAACGAAUACACAUCCAAUCUGGGGAUUGGAGUCUUCCACUCAGGCAUUGAGAUUUACGGCAGAGAGUUUGCAUACGGCGGUCACCCAUACCCGUUCAGCGGCAUCUUUGAAAUCAACCCGGGGAACGCCGCCGAGCUGGGAGAGACGUUUAAAUUCAAGGAGGCCAUCGUUUUGGGCACCACAGACUUCACAGAGGAGGACAUCGAUAAAAUCAUGGAGGAGCUUGGGAAAGAGUUCAGAGGAAACGCCUACCAUCUAAUGCACAAAAACUGCAACCACUUCUCCUCCUCGCUGUCUGAGUUGCUGUGCGGACGGGAAAUCCCUCGCUGGGUCAACAGACUGGCUUACUUCAGCUCGUGCAUCCCCUUCCUGCAGAGCUGCCUACCCAAGGAGUGGUUGACCCCGGCCGCCCUGCAGAGCCACAUCAGCCUCGGCCUCCACAAAGAGGAGCAGAACGAGUCGAGCGACGACGACCCUUCAUCCCCGACGGGAGCGGGGGCCACUGGCUCGUCCCACAGCUGUCGCCACACCAGGGUGUGAACCGCCCCGAGUCCACGACCCUCUGGGCCCUCGUGCCAUCUCUGCUAGUGGCACUCAUGGGCUUGAACAACCACCUGACCUCAUACUGUUUGUCCUCUGAGUGAAGAGGCAGGAAAAGAAGAGCUUUCUCUUCUGAUUGAGGUGCUGCCGCAGACUUUCGAGCCUCUUCCUGUCCUUUCUGCAGACGACAGGAUGACACGGCGAACUUUAACCCGAGCGCUGAAGCCAGGCUCAAACUUGAUAAACACCACUUGCAGAUCUGAAGUUUGUAGUCAGUAUUAUUACUCUUUUCCAUGAACUUUUAAACCUUUGUCAGCCUUGUUCCCUGCCUUCAGAGCUGCUUUUGUAGAAUUAGAUAAACACCCGAGGCUUCUUAUAGUGACUUUACCAGGAAAUCAGCUAAAUUCAACAAGUUCUCGUUCUAAACCUCUAUGUGGCCUUUGGUUGUUGACUCUGCUUUCUUUUUAGACCUUACCUAGAUUAACUUUGGCCAUAUUAGAGGGUUAACGGGUUUAAAGAGGAUUUGAUUGUUCCUCUAGCUCAGUCUGAACUCCCCCCAAAAUAAUGCAUGUUGAAUUUGACAAAUUGAAGCCACUUUUCUGAUCCAAUCAUCAACUCAACUUCUCUUUUUUCCUCUUUUUAAACAAUCUGACCUAAGACUUGUUAUAAACGGUAAACUUCUGGUUACUGCCCGUGAGAUUAGCUCAAACAAUCAAGGUUAAAGUCUGUUCACGCGGCCUCAGGCGGCCCGCUGAACAUCUCAGAGACGCAAAGAAAGUCAAGCUGCUACUCUGACAUCUACUGACUUUGUGAUGCGUUACAGUUUUGUCUACGCUUUUAUAUCAAAACCGUCUCUUUUUAGAAUAAUGGUGUGACGCUUUCUGGAGAGGACAUGCUCAUGAAAACCCACAGAACGAUCCUAGGUGGGUAAUUCUGGUCUGAUCACCUUUUUCAAUGAAAUGGAUAAAGUCUGAGAAACCGUACGGAAUAAAAUCGCUAAAUUCACCUGAUAAUACAUGAGUUUUAACAGUUUUAAAAUGCAGAGAAAAUUUGCUUUCCUGCUGGAGUUAGGUGCACACAUCGGUACCAUUUUUAUGUCAGCAUGAUUCUUCUAACGUAGGGGUGUCAAACUCAGUCAUAGCAGGGGCUGAAUUCUGAAUUUGGGCCUAACCUGAGGGCCGAACAGGGUCAACAUUUAACCAUUAACUGUCAACCUCAUUUUCACCGGUGAUGAAUUAUUGGGAAAGAAAGACUUAGCACUGAUAAGAAAUGAUUUUGAGACUUGUUUAAAGACUCAAAUUCAGAGAUAAAAGACAAAAUUAUUUAUUUAAAAGGUCAAAAAAUGACAUUUAAAGUCAAAAUAAUGUUUUUAAAAGGUUAAUAAAUGAGAUAGUCUUAAAACCCUGAUUAUUAAAAGUCAUAAUAUAAAAUAAAAAUUCAAAUCACAAGUUUUAAUGGUAAAAAAUAAGACAGAAUUCAAAAUCAUGUGUUUUAGAAGUCAGGUUAUAAAAUAAACGUCAAAAUCAUGAGUCUAAAAGGUAAAAAAAAAAAUACAUUUCAAAAUCAUGAGGUUUUUAGGUCAAUAUAUGAGAUGAAUUCGAAAUUGUGAGUUUUAAAAGUCAAAAAGACAAUUCAAAAUAAUUUGUUUUAAAGAUCAAAAUAUGAGACAAAAUAUUUAAAUUUAAGUCUGAAAGGUCA
This is a messenger RNA of Cheilinus undulatus (humphead wrasse), 2384 nucleotides long. RefSeq names its product deubiquitinase DESI2. The record is from RefSeq and is a predicted model, not a curated record. Lineage: Eukaryota; Metazoa; Chordata; Actinopteri; Labriformes; Labridae. Gene Ontology annotation, biological process: protein deubiquitination. Gene Ontology annotation, molecular function: deubiquitinase activity. The transcript has 5 exons. Bases 99 to 686 code for a protein of 195 amino acids.